AUGAAUAAAGUUAUUCCAAAUAUUACUACGUCUACUGGAAAUCCUUAUAUUAUUCCGAAAGAAUCUUCUAGCAAUAUGACAUCUGAGACUGCAAGUGAAAAAUCAGAAUCUAAUAUAUCUUUCAAAAGCAAACGUUUUGAAAGUGAUGUCUCAGAAAAGGAAAAUCAAGUCAAACAGGACAAUUCAAUCAAUGCUUCUGGAAAAUUGUCACUUCAAUUUAAGACUAGUGUCAAUGUCGGUUUCUCGAAAAUUCCCAAACAACUUUACAGAAAAGCAAUUCAGCGUGGAUUUACCUUUAAUAUUAUGCUCAUUGGUGUUACCGGUCUUGGAAAAUCCACUUUUCUGAAUACAUUAUUUAUGACAGAUAUAUACAAUGAUGAAUAUCCUGGUCCUUCCACACGUUAUCACAAAGAGAAUUCUGCCACCUCUUCAGUGGCCUCUCAGACCUUCCAUAUCACUGAAUCCGACGUUCACCUUCGUCUCACAGUCAUCGAUGCCCCUGGUUACGGGGAAGCCCUCGAUAAUUCAGCUUGUUGGCGUCUUUUGGUUGAGGAGAUCAAUCUUCGAAAUGCUGCUUUCAUGGAGGCGGAAUCGAAAGUGGAGAGGAAGACAUUUGGUGGUGGUAGUGGGAUUCUAGGAGUUAUGCCUGAUGAUCUUGUCCACGCCUGCUUUUACUUCCUGUCUCCAACUGGACAUGGCGUUAGACAAAUGGAUUUGGAAGCAAUGAGGGCUCUGCACGAUAAAGGUUGCUAUUAA
Messenger RNA from Rodentolepis nana, 756 nucleotides. NCBI's taxonomy places the organism in Eukaryota, Metazoa, Platyhelminthes, Cestoda, Cyclophyllidea, Hymenolepididae. The record is from the annotation of a GenBank genome assembly.